AUGUCUAGCUAUGGUAUGUCUCGAACUACUGGUUUGGUUUACCCAUAUAUCCAAAGCUUUGUCAAUGUGAGUUCUUGUGGCCAACCGACUUUUGUCUUCUACUUGCAGUUUGACAAGAUUAGUAAAAGGCUUGAUCUCAAACCCGACAUGGCCAAAGCUUGCCAGACCUUGAAAGUAUGA
Messenger RNA from Prunus armeniaca (apricot), 180 nucleotides. The record is from the annotation of a GenBank genome assembly. Lineage: Eukaryota; Viridiplantae; Streptophyta; Magnoliopsida; Rosales; Rosaceae.